AUGAAGAGUUUGAUUUUUAACUCUUCCCACAGCAGUAAUUCUGGUUGUAGUGAUGAUGAUACAAAGGAUGAUGAGGAUACCCAUAAAGUAAAAGAAUAUAUAGAUAAGAUACAUUUAUUAAACAAUAAUUACAAUAUAAAAAUAAAAAUAAAUGAACAGAAUGAAAAGGAGAAUUUUGUUCAUAAUUCUGAAUAUAUUAAUAUGUAUAUUAAGAAACAUGAAUUAUUUAAAAAAAAAUUAAAUGAUAUAUAUAAUUUUUUAAAGAAAAAAUCUAAUUAUAACACUUUUGAACAUAUUGAAAGGGUUUAUAAAACAGUAUCUAAUAUAAACUCUUCAUAUGAAUUUAUAUCUCUAAAAAUAAGAAUCGAAACAAUUAUUGAGCAAAUAAAAAAAAAUUUACAAAUUAAUUAUCAUGAUACUAUUAUAUAUUUAAAUGAAUUUUUACAAAUAAGAUAUAAAAUAUUUAAAUAUAAUAAUAACUCCAUUUUUUUGUUAUCCAAAAAAGAAAUAAAUCAUCAUGAGGAUACUCAAAAAAAUUUUCCUUUCUUAAAAAAUGAUGACAAAUUUUUAGAAAAUGAUAUUAUGGAUUAUAUUAAUUAUAAAAAAAGUUGUCUAUUCCAAAGCUCUUUAAAUAAAAAAAAGGAAAACCAUUCAAAUGCAUACGUACAUUUGUAUGAGAUGGACAAGGACAAAAUUAAUGAUCUCAACGGGUAUUACGAUCGUGUUAAGCGACUUAUAGAAGAUGAUAUUAUGGAAUGCGUCAAAAAAAAAGACAUAGAUAGUAUUAAGGAAAAAAUAAAUAUUUAUUUAAGUCUUUUUCAAAAAGAUAAAUUAGAAGCAGAAAGUCAUAAAAAAAGUAGAAACGACGAUGACUCGUCUGGUGAGUAUGGAAGUGUGCAGGACGAAAAUGAUGUAAACAAGAAAAAGAGUAAGGAUAAUAUUAGCCAUAUUGAUAAUAAUAUGGAUAGUGAUAAUAAUAUAGAUAGUGAUAAUAAUUUUGAUAGUGAUAAUAAUAUAGAUAGUGAUAAUAAUAUAGAUAGUGAUAAUAAUAUAGAUAGUAAUAACAAUUUUGAUAGUAAUAAUAAGGACAAAAUGAAUGAAAAACAUGAUACAGAGACUAGGAUGAAUAGACAUAUAAGUUCAAAGGAUAAUAUGAUACAUGGUGAUAAUAAUAGGAGAAGAGUUGAUACAGAUAAACAAAUAAUAUUUUUUGAAGAAUAUUUAUUUGUAUGUUAUAUUAUGAUUACAUUAGUUGAAAUAGAAGUUGAUAAAUUAUUAGACUUUUUAAAUAAAAAAAUUAUGAGUAAUGAAGAUAAUGUAUAUAUUGAAUGCAUAAAAGGUACCUACAGAUUUUUAUACAAAUAUAAUAAUUUGUUUGAAAAGUUAGUAGAUAAUAAUAAUAUUGUAUAUAUUAUAUAUAAUAGAAAGAUCCAAUUAUUAUUUAAUAAAAUUAUUGAAAAAAUAUGUAAAGAAUAUUUUUCACAAGUAAAUUUAACAAUAGAUAAUUAUGACGAAUUAAAAAAUUAUGAUAAGAAUAUAGAAAUUUUAUCAGUUUUAUGUUAUAAUUUUUUAAAUAUAAAAAAGUUUCUAUAUGAUUUGUCAAUAAACAAAAUAACAAAUAUAUAUAAAAUAUUUGAUAUAAGAAAUCAUAUAAAUACAAAUAUAUUUUCUAUAGAAAGUGGAUUAUAUAAAAAUUUAUCAUAUAUUAUUAAUAUACAGAAUUGUAUAUGUGCUUAUAUUCAUCAUGAAGUUUCAUUUUCUAAUAUGUGUAUUGAUAAAGCAUAUAUAUUAACAGAUGAUAUUAUGUUAUCUUUAAUGGAGGAUGAAAAAAAAGAAAUAAACAACAAUAAUAAUAAUAACAAUAAUAACAACAAUAAUAAUAACAACAAUAAUAAUAAUAGUAAUAAUCAUAAUAUUAUUAUUAAUAAUAAUGAUAAUAAUAAUAAUAAUAAUAAUAUGAACUAUGAAAAUGUUAUAAAUAAUAAUGAAUAUACAUCAACUAUAUUAGAAGAUGCUUUUUUUAUAUUUCAAAAGUGUGUAUGUAGAAGUAUUCAUAUGAACGAUAUUAAUACUAUUUGUGUUCUAAUAAAUAAUAUUAUGAUACAUCUAUCUACAACAUUAAAAAAUUAUUUACAUGAUAAUUUAAAAAUUAGUAAAAAUAUUUAUGCUUCUUUUAUACACGAUAUACAUAAUCUCAAAUAUUUUUCCUUUACAAAAUUGUUAAAACAUAUAGACAAAAAUAAUUAUUUCGGAGAUAACCAAACUAGCGCCACCGUUACAUUUGCUCAAAAUUUUGUUAACUCGAUUAGUUAUAUAAGUCAGGAAAAUAACGAACAUGAAAAAAAUUAUAAAAGUUAUGUAGUUGCUGAAAAUGGUGUAACAGAUAAAUGUGAUGUCACAAAUAAAUAUGAUGUCACAAAUAAAUAUGAUGUCACAAAUCAAUAUGACGUGACAAAUCAAUAUGACGUGACAAAUAAAUAUGACGUGACAAAUCAAUAUGACGUGACAAAUCAAUAUGACGUGACAAAUCAAUAUGACGUAACAAAUAAAUAUCUUGCGAGUGAUCAACAUAAUACUGUUGCACAAUAUUUUAAAAAUUAUGAAACCCCUUCUGAUGAAAUCCAAAAAACAAAAAAGGGUAUCUCUGAUGAUGCAGAUAAAAAAACGUUCAUGUCAUAUAAUAAUAUUAUUAAUAAUAAUAAAAAAAAAAAAAACUUGUAUGAUUACUUAAAACCUCAUCACUAUGAAAAUCUAUAUAAUCCUUUAUCACCACAACAAAAUAUGAUGUAUGAAAUUAUUAACUCAAAGUUUAGUUAUCCACAUUGUGUUAAUAAUAUCGACUCGUGUUAUAUAUAUAUUCAAAAAUAUAAAAUAUUUAUUACUGAUUAUUUUGCUGAACAAUUCAUCCAAAAUAAUAAAAAUCAGAAACACAUACAAAAUUAUCAACACAUGUUUAAUAAUGCCCUAGCUAAUUAUGAUAAUAUAUUAAAAGAAUAUGAAAAGUUAAAUACAGAAAAUUGUAGAAACCUAUUAAAUAUCUUAAAAAUACAUUUUAUCAAUGAAUUAAUUGUAAUCGAAAACAUCAACUUUAAUAUUACAAGCGAGCAAUAUUCAUACUAUCAAUUAAAUGACCCAUAUAUAAAUAACUUAAUAAAUAGAAUAAAAUUGGUUAUAAACCAUAUAUCAUUAUAUUUUAAUCAAAAUAUUUUGUACAUAUCUAUUAACAUGUUGGCCGAAAAGAUAUGCAAAUACAUCGAACGGAUUAUAAAAACCAAAACGUUCAGCCUCUAUGGAUGUGUACAAAUAGAUAACGACAUCAGAAAUCUGAUGCUCUUUUUUACUUCCUUAACAAAUAUCAAUGUUAAAAAAGAAUUCUCAAAACUAUUAGAAAUAUGUGAGUUACUAAAUAUAAGCGACCUACAAGACUUUAAAGAUUUCUAUGAUGAAAAUAAAAAUAAUUUGAAUUCAGCUGAAAUUGAAGGUAUUAUAUCCCUUCGAAACGAUAUUUCCGAGGACCUCUUAAAAUUGAUAAAAUCGUACAUGAACAUGAAAAUAUAA
This is a messenger RNA of Plasmodium falciparum 3D7, 3558 nucleotides long. It is a transcript of the gene COG4, whose product is annotated as putative conserved oligomeric Golgi complex subunit 4. The record is from RefSeq and is a predicted model, not a curated record. NCBI's taxonomy places the organism in Eukaryota, Apicomplexa, Aconoidasida, Haemosporida, Plasmodiidae.